AAAACUCGACAUAAGUGAGAUUAAAAUAGCGCCUGUGGGGAGGGCUUUGUGUAUCUCCAAAAGAAAAAAAAAAGAAGAAAGGGAGAAAAAAAAAGCCGAAGCAGUCACGUGAUCGCAUGCCGUAGUUCAAGAUGGAGACUCAGCGAUGUGGUGGAGGUAGCUGUUUACAAUAAUCACAACAUGGCAAAUACGACGACCUGCAGGACGUUUUAACGUUUACAGCGAGAGUUGUUACCCAACCUAAGAUGUGCGUAUGCCAGCUUCAGACCACGAUGUUGUAAAGUUGUUUGUAAACAAAGACCACCUGAAGAAUAUUCAAGAUUUUAAAAAAGGCAAGCAGAGGAGAAAACAGUCAAUGAUCUUCAUCGCAAAUUCGAUGUGAGAGAGGAGAUCGAUAUGGCUCUGAGAGAGUUAAAAGUCUGCCUCUUGGGGGAUACUGGAGUUGGAAAGUCGAGUAUUGUUUGGAGAUUUGUGGAGGACAGCUUUGACCCAAACAUUAAUCCAACUAUUGGGGCAUCCUUCAUGACCAAAACAGUGCAAUACCAAAAUGAGCUGCACAAAUUCCUGAUCUGGGACACGGCAGGACAGGAGCGGUUUCGUGCUCUGGCGCCCAUGUACUACAGAGGUUCAGCAGCGGCAAUCAUUGUAUAUGACAUCACAAAAGAGGACUCCUUCCAAACACUGAAGAACUGGGUGAAAGAGCUCCGCCAACAUGGCCCUCCUAAUAUAGUUGUCGCAAUCGCUGGGAACAAAUGUGACCUGUCAGAUGCCAGGGAAGUGCCAGAGAAGGAUGCCAAGGACUAUGCCGACUCCAUCCAUGCCAUCUUUGUAGAAACCAGCGCCAAGAAUGCCAUUAACAUCAACGAGGUGUUUGUAGAGAUAAGUAAGCGCAUCCCUGUUGUAGACGAAGCUGGAGGAUCUUCAGCAAGAGGUUUCAAAUUGGGUCGUCAGGCCUCAGAGUCUCGCAGGACGUGCUGCUGAUGACGCUGGUGACUGUCUUCCCUCCCCUCCAACGUGACCUGUGAUACAAGCUUUGCCCAUUUUCUUUUUUCUGGCCUGCUUCAGCUUAAAGCCACGGCAAACCCUCAAACACCCUGCACCACAGACACCCGAGUGGGCCAGUGACACUCGGAAAGUUGUAGCAAAUAUAUUUUCAUGGCAGUCAACAACAGCAAGUCAUCGUGUUUUGUUUGAAAACUCCUAGCCGGAGAAAAUCAGUUCUCAGGUUUACUGAGAAUUGAUAAACAGCGAUGCCAGUGGCAUCCAUACAUGCAAUUUUCUCUCUCUGGUGCAUUAUAACUCUAAAUUCCUCAGAUUAACUGUACAUCUACAGACUGAUGGAUGUAUUCAGUCAUUUAUAAUUGUACAUUUGUACAGAUCUACUAUCUUUCAACCAAAAACAUGAAAUGAAGUGGUUAAAUCUUGAAAACUUAUUUUCAUAGUACUUAAGUUAUUGCCUUUCUUUUGGGAGAUCUCUCUCCAAGCAUUCUGAAAGAACCAAAAGUGUGAAUUCAAUAUUUUAUAUAAGAUUUUGAAGGAAAAAAAAUGAUGUUAGUCAUCCUAAUAAAAAGCCUGGCUCUCCCUGUGAUCCUUUCAUCGCAGCGUCGGUCGUUUCCAGCCACAGUCCACUCCAAGAAGGAUUGUGCACGCUUAAUUUAAAUUUUAUUGUGUGAUUGCUGCUUUAACCGAGGCAAAAUACCAGUGGGAUGUUUUGAUGUAAACCACAAUCACACAGUAAAAGAAGCAGAAAUGAAAGAUGUGCGGGAGCCUUCUUCCUUUACAUUGGAGAAAUAGUUCAGCUUUUUGGAAAAUUGAUAUCGCUGUCAUGUCUAAAUGGUAAAUAUGUGGCUGGAGCCAGGAGAGAGUCAGGCUUGGUGUUUUUAACCGGCUGACUGCCAGUGGUUUAUACGUGAUGGACAGACUCCUGUCGUUUGUCUAGCACUCUGCCGGAAAACAAAUAAGCAUUUUUCCCUGAAAAUUAGCUUUUCCUUUUAUUGUCAGCUUUGAUCUUUUUCUCUCUGUGGCUUAGAAAGAUGUUUUCACUGCCACUUGUUCCCAAGAAUGACAACAAAUUUCACCCUCUGUGAUUAGAGGAACCUCAUUAUCAGACCCUCCCUGUGAUGGUGCUGUAAUCAGGACAAAAUACUCACUCUUGAUUAUUAUAUGAUAAGAGUUCCAGCUGCUCACAUCUGUUCCCCAUUUCCCCUUAUAAUCACUGAAGAAGUCUUUACAGCAUCCUGUGUAUGAAGUGCUUCAUAAUGCCCAAGGUACAGAGAAUCCUGCCAGUCCCCCUUCUUUUCUUAUCCCAUUGUAAUGUUUCACUGGCAAACACGCCUGUCUUUACUCUUUUGCUGCUACUUUACAACACUUUAACAAGGGAGGUUGAUUUUUGUGAGGACUUGCCAAAUUCUUUAAUUGUCCCAUAAACAUUUUUCAUCUUUCCUUUUUUGGUUUCUUUUUUUUUCUCACCACAUAAUCAGCCCCAGCUCACACAUCCAAUGUUGUUUUACUACUUGGCCUCUGAUGAAAACAGCAAGAGCUGGAAACUAAACCUCGUCGAGAGGAAACUCAUAUUUUAGAGCUUAAAUCUCCCGUUAGCAGAAGGUUAUGGGUAGAGAAUUAGACAUGGCGCUGUGUCGACAUGCUGACCCCUUAAUGAACCUUGGCCUGUAUUUUGUUCUGAAUUACACACUGUGUGCUUUGUUCCAGAAUCUCUCUUCUGAUUUUCCUUUUCUUUCAGCUUUUCUUCCUUAUUCUUCUAAACCCCAGGCUCUCGAUGCAAGGCUGAACUGAAAUCUGGUACUGUAUACCACGUAUGUCCUUCGGAUCCUGUUGGUUGUGGGGUCAUAUUGUGAUCGGUUUAGAUGCCGUAAUUCCUGCAGCAAUCUUUAUGUGGGUUAUAGACUGUAUAUGAAAGAUGACAUCAUCCAUUCAUUUCUGGAUUUCUCCAUUUUAAAUGCUCAACUUUGUCUGGCAGAUAGCAUUAACUUAGCAGUCCACUAACUUGGUUGACUGGCUCCAUUGAUAAAAUACUUGAAUUUAAUUACUAAAACUGACUCACAAAAGGUUUAGCCAGACUAAGCACAGCAGGGGCCUUAUUAUCUGUUUGAUAAUUCCAAUAAAAGUUAUUCUAAAAGACGUCAAUACCGCAAACAUAGUGGAGAGCUCCAAUUUAUUGACUCCUGUUAGCAGAGGUGAAACUUUUGCUUGUGUCGGCACAUCUGGGACACUUCAAACCCCUAACUUUAACAAAAUCAGAAUGAUUAUAAGAGAAAAACACUCACCCUUCCAGCUGUUAUGAAAGAGAAAGUUAGAUAUAUAGACCACACAUAUUUGUUGAACUUUUGAGGCUGUUGAUAUGCUUGUGCCAAAGAUGAAGGUAGACAUUGACUCCUUUUUGGCCUCAAGCAGCCACUAAAGAAACUGCAGGAAGAGUUUUUGAUUCAUUGUCUAUAAUGAAACUUGUUUCUCCCACUGGAAAAAAAACCUUUUUUUUCCCCCCAUAAGUGAAUUUUUCGGGUUGUUGUCCCAAAAGUUUGACUCAUAAUUUCAAGUUAUUUUCUCAGUUUCGAGUUAUUUUCUCAGAGGUCUGAAAUUUUGAGCUAAUAAGCUGAAAUUUUAACUUAUGGGUGGUAAUUUUUGGGGGGCUUUUCAGUGGCCAAAAAUAGGCAGAAUCUCACUCAAUCUAUAAAAAGGUUGGCCUGAAAUCUAAGUCUUGAGCCUAUACUGACUAAUUUUAUCUUUAUCUGAAUCUCUUGAGACAUUUUAUUCCCCAAACCUUUUUUCAAAAUUUGAAAAAAAAGAUACAGAUGUGAGCUUAAUUUGUUUUUCUGUCCACACAAACAACUAUUUGCCUUGUAUCAUCUGAAAUGUUUCUGUUACUGAUGAGUUGUGUAGUGAGUGGUGCUGCAUAAUGUUCAGGAGUUGGGAGUUGAGUGCAAUAGAAUUAAUUAUGACACACUCUAAAUGUGACCUAAAAACAAGGGAAAUCAGUCCAGAGUGAUCCUCGUGUAAAAAUGCAGUCUUUGUUCCUUUUUCUUUUAUGUUGAUUUAAUUGCAGUUUUGCUCAAAAAUACAGACUGGUGACAAAUUAAAAGAAAAACAGUCAUAGUAAGGCAUAUCACAUACCACCAAGAAAGCUUCAAAGCAAGUUCCCAUCACUUUCCAUGAUCUCAUUAACUCUAAUGGAGGCAUGGAACACCUUUUAUUGAUGAAGAUUAGUGUUAGGGUUAAUGAAUAAUUGAUUUUAAGAUUUUUCACUUAAUUUGUCACCCAUCUGUAGUCGACCGGAGGGGCAGUGUGACUGGGUCAAACCUUGAAAGCCAGAGGAGAAAAUGUAAACUUUUAAUUGGCUCUGCUAUCUGUGAUAAUUCACCCAGCACUACAUUAAACCUACAUUAACUCGAGCCAAUACUUACUACAGUGUUACCGAUUUUUAUUCAAAAGGGAAAUCACGCUGUUACAUUAAAAGCUGCACUUUGACUUUUUUGUAUUAAUUGGCUCAUGUUACUAACAUUCUGCCUGUAGUGUGUUAUCUGUGAAGUCACUCGAUGAAAUAAUUCUGUAAAGCCUUAGACUUCUUAAUAUCCCUUGAUGUUGCUUUAGGUUUUGACUGUGUGUUUGAUUCUUAUUGCCAAAUAAUGUCAAAGCCAUGUUACCACAACACGCAUACCUAACCUCUUUUGUUUUUAAAAUUCUGAUUUAAGUUAAGUGCUAAUCACAUGACUGCUUAGAAUGUUUAAGGUUUGAUUAUUAAUUAUGUCACACAUUAUUUCCCCCCCAUUUGGAAACACGAGGCAUGAAUAGAAGUUGUGUGCCUGUAGUUUUGCAUUGGAAAAAUAUCGAUAGUCUUGGGCUGGCCCUGGGAAUAUGCUUAAUCUAUAUUAUGUAUCUUUUACAGUGUACAUAUGUACCAUCAAAUUGCACACAAAUCAAUAACUCUAUUCGAAGCCGGAUGUGUGAAGAAAAUAUACCUGUACACCAUUUGCAGUAAAAUCAUCAGCAGUGUAGUUACCAUAUUUAGCUUUUUGCUAUAUUUCAUACUGAUUGUAACAUAUCCCUGAAAACACUUGUUUGCAGUGUAAUUCCAAAUGCGUGAAAAGGGAAUUGUCAUUUGUUUACUAAUAAAAGAUUUCCAAAAAUAAGUGUAUGACUGUGUACCUGCAGCCUGUAGGAAGCGUUCUUUCUUCUGUGUGUCUGGCCUAUUAGAGAUGUGUGCAUUUCGAUGUUCCUUGGGAUACAGUGACGGUGUUGUUAGC
Molecule: messenger RNA, 5258 nt
Organism: Pelmatolapia mariae (spotted tilapia)
Lineage: Eukaryota; Metazoa; Chordata; Actinopteri; Cichliformes; Cichlidae
Gene: rab22a
Product: RAB22A, member RAS oncogene family
Exons: 7
Coding region: 397-981 (194 amino acids)
Biological process (GO): vesicle-mediated transport
Molecular function (GO): GTPase activity; GTP binding
Source: RefSeq, a predicted model, not a curated record